GGACUGCAGUUAUUGCCGCGAAAAAGUGGUUGAGGGACUCGCAGUUACGGAAACUUGACCGGGAAACCUAGAGCGGUGUUUAGUAUGAGCCAGAAAGAAGAGCAGAACCUCUUCUUCCUGAACCUGCCAGACCUGCGGAAGCUGUGCUGUGUCACUCUGAGCCUGCCCUGUGGCUGUGAUGUUGGGGAACUGAGGAACACACAGGUGAAGUCAUGCAGAGAGUUACUAUCCCUGUAUCCAGACAUACUUGCUUCUCCUGCUUUAGAGACAUUUGGGGAGAUUACUGUUAUAAUGGCUAUAACCUUUUUCAAAACUGGGAUCAUCCAAGCUUAUACACAGAGACAUGGUCUGCAGAUGGGAGUUCCACAGAGGGUCCUCCCCAUCACUCUGCAGGUUUGCCUCUCGUACACCCUGACUGUCAAACUCGCUCCAAACUGGAACAAGGUCGGGCAGUUCCUAGUGGCAGGAAUGGACUUUCUGUCUUGUUCUGGGAAGCUUAAUGCUGUUGCCAUGCAGCUGAGUGUCAGCGAGAGCCAGCUGUGUCUCAGCGUGGAGGCCAACACAGUCCGACUCCCACCCGCCACGCUGGAGGACUUCGACAUUGCUCCCAAUGAGAUGAGGAGUUUCCACAACAGCAGGGAAGCAGUGAUUCAUUCCUUCUCUUUGCCAAGUAAUUGGUGCUACAUUCUUCCCAGUAUGAAGAGGGGUCAGAUCAUUAGCAUCAGUCACCAGAUGCCCACAGAGUGCCCCUUCCAGUCGUACGCUGACAUACGGAAACAUUGGAGCAGUCUGUAUGGGUACCGGCUCCCCCGAGUGGAUGAGCAAGAUGUGACCUACUGCAGUGUAUACUUCAAGCUGGUUGGAGAGAGGCUCUUCACAUACCCCCUGUGCUGCAUCAGGGCUCUGCCCAUUCAGCGCUUUCCCAGGAUCGACCUGCAGGGGGCACUGAGUUCCUUCUUGUUAGACCUGAGACCUAAUCUCCAGAGUGUAUGUGGCUUCACCAUCCGCAUGACAAGCAAGCCCUGCUACCCCACCACCAGCCUCACUACCACUAGCUCACAGGGUUCCUGCAGCAAACCGGUCAAUCUGAAGAGCAGAUCCUCCAGCCGGCCGGUGCUAACUCAGCUACCCCCCAGCCUCCCUCGAAAUGCCCCAUUUGGAGGAGCUGCAGAGGGGCGCUGUCCAAGCCAGCCAGGUGGGCGUAGCAUUAGCCACCAGUACAGCGGGGGUGAGGCGGAGGCCCCUCUCACUGAUACCACUCCCAAAAACGGGCCUGACUCCACCUCCGCCUCUGCUUUUACCCCUACUCCUGCCCCCGCCCACAGAAUCGUGCCCAUCUUUAGAAACAAGGCGCUCGAACGACACGUCAACGUCACCAAGAUCCUGGCGGAGAGGAGGCAGCAGAGGCGGGAGGAGGGUCUUCAUCACCUGCUGGGGUCCGAUAGGCCCGCCCCUGGCCCCGCCUUUUCCUCAAAGCGGAAAGCGGAUGCCUGCCUCGGGGUGGGGCAGAGCCUGCCUGGCCCCGCCUCUCACCCCAGAGUGGGGAGUCCCUCAUGCCUGCAGGGGCAUAAUAGUGUGGGUGUAGGGAGAGACCAUGAGCCCAGAGGGACUGUCCCACAAUUCCCUGCCAUGAAGACAGAGAUUCCUGCAGCAAUCCCUAGCAGUGCCGGGGGAGACUGGUUCCAGUCUAAACCGAAGAAACCCAAGGUCAGUGUUGUGGAAGUGGACGUGGAGCAUUAUGCAAGAAGCCAUCAGCUGUCAAAGAUCAAUGCUGCGACGCUGCAGGCCUGGCUGAGGGGACGAGGCGUACCUGUCCGCUCCAAGGACAGGAAGGAGGAGCUGGUCGCCAAGGUCAUGCACUGCCUGAGUGAACUGUGAGGACCAGCAGCUCCGGGGUCUGGUCUGGCAGGUUGAGUAACCGGCGCGUUCAUACUCGACGCGUUUGCCCUGUUGUUCGUUCCCAAGUCACAAGCUAGUGCCAGUUGCACUUCCCCUUCAACCAUUACAGACCAAAGGAAUGGUCUGUGGGUCUUUCUGCAUUGAUUGUAAGGAUGACAUUAAUUUUACCUGAACUUUGUGUUUAAUUGAAUUAGCACACUUUAGGCCUGAUUUGCCAAGACCUUUAGCUUGUACAAAACCAAGAGCAUGGCCAAAAACAUGAUUGUUUCGGAUUCAAAUACUUUUCUGUGCUCGAUUGAUCUUGCCUGGUGCGAUUGAGCCA
This is a messenger RNA of Conger conger (European conger), 2221 nucleotides long. RefSeq lists its product as uncharacterized. Lineage: Eukaryota; Metazoa; Chordata; Actinopteri; Anguilliformes; Congridae. The record is from RefSeq and is a predicted model, not a curated record. The transcript is spliced from 14 exons. Bases 85 to 1878 code for a protein of 597 amino acids.